AUGGGAGAACUGAUUGAGCACGCGACCUCUUUCAGAAGGACGGCAUCAACUCUCAAAAACGAUGCUUCAUCACGGUCACAUGCUAUAUGUCGCAUCCGGAUCAGAGAUCCAGCCACUUAUUCAGAUGGACUUCUGUAUAUGAUCGAUCUAGCCGGAUCUGAAGGUGCUCGCGACGUUGCUGUGCAUGGGGCAGACCGCAUGCGUGAGACGCGCGAGAUCAACAUCAGCCUCUCAGUGCUAAAAGAUUGCGUUCGUGGCAAGGCCCAAGCAGAUACUCUCACUUCCUCGGGCAGGCGGAAGCCGGGCCUGAAAUUGCCACAUAUACCGUUCCGACAAAGUGCCCUCACAAAGGUCUUAAAGCACGUUUUUGAUCCGGCUAGUACCCGAGCGUGCAAGACGGUCGUGAUAGCUUGUGUCAAUCCAAGUCUUGCGGAUGUUGGGUCGAGCAAGAAUACGCUGCGGUUUGCGGAGAUGCUGCGCGUACUGGCUCCGGCGACUAAUAAGACGGAUCUUGAUCCCAAGGCUCCCAUGGAUUGGACGAAUGCGCUGUUGAAGGAGUGGAUCAAAGGAAACUCUGGUACCCCUCCAAUCUUACCAAAUGUCUUAGCUCCUCGCGAAUCAGGUGCCCAACUGUUCAUUCUCUCAAGUUCAGAGUUCGAGUACCGAUGUCAAAAAUGCCCCGGCGUCAGGCCCGAGCAAGCCAGAGCCUUUCGUGCGAAGUUAUGGCAAAUGCACAUCGAUUCACAGCAGAAUAGCGAGCCAUCGAAGAAUAUAAUCAGAUCGAGACCCACCGCGUCGGCGGAACCUGACACCAUACCUGAAGAGUAG
Molecule: messenger RNA, 828 nt
Organism: Lachnellula hyalina
Lineage: Eukaryota; Fungi; Ascomycota; Leotiomycetes; Helotiales; Lachnaceae
Gene: DSK1
Product: Diatom spindle kinesin-1
Exons: 2
Coding region: 1-828 (275 amino acids)
Biological process (GO): microtubule-based movement
Cellular component (GO): centrosome; kinesin complex; microtubule
Molecular function (GO): ATP hydrolysis activity; microtubule motor activity; microtubule binding
Source: RefSeq, a predicted model, not a curated record